AUGCGGUUCUUCCGCGGGGGUUGGCGCUCGCGGCCGCCAAUUGUGGGUUCAGACAGCACAGGGAAGACACGAACGCAUCUGUACAUCGUAGGCCGCGGCCUGCUGCUGACGCAUUUGUUUUAG
Messenger RNA from Peronospora matthiolae, 123 nucleotides. NCBI's taxonomy places the organism in Eukaryota, Oomycota, Peronosporomycetes, Peronosporales, Peronosporaceae. The record is from the annotation of a GenBank genome assembly.